Nerophis ophidion (straightnose pipefish) is the source of this 439-nucleotide messenger RNA. RefSeq names its product SH3 domain binding glutamate-rich protein like (gene sh3bgrl). The record is from RefSeq and is a predicted model, not a curated record. The transcript is spliced from 2 exons. NCBI's taxonomy places the organism in Eukaryota, Metazoa, Chordata, Actinopteri, Syngnathiformes, Syngnathidae. The coding region runs from base 170 to 424 and encodes 84 amino acids. Gene Ontology annotation, cellular component: cytoplasm.
AUCUAGUGCACAGAGGAGGAGUAUUUGCACAUACACACACACACACACACGCAGUCUGCCUGCAACACAGGAAUCAAACCCGAGGACUUUGUCGUUUUUUUUGUGCAACAAUUAAUCCAAUCCUGCAGAGCAUUUGCGAGGAGCCAGAGAAAAGCACCCGGGACUGACCAUGGUGAUCAAAGUGUACAUAGCCUCAUCCUCCGGAUCCACUUCGAUUAAAAAGCAGCAGCAGGACGUGAUGGGCUUCCUGAGAGCCAAUAAGAUCGAGUUUGAGGAGUGUGACAUCGCCGCCAACGAGGCUAACCGGAAAUGGAUGAGAGAGAACGUUCCGGAGGAGUCGCGUCCGGCCACGGGGAACCCUCUCCCUCCACAAGUGUUCAAUGAGAACAAAUACUGCGGGGUGAGACACAAGUUCUUGCUCUAAAAUGACAAUUUUACA